AUGGCGGAAGCUGCAGCCAAAUCUGUGCUGGGUAUGAUCAGUCGGGGACACCUCGAAUGCCCGAUUUGUUCCUGUCGUUUCGCUCAUCCCAAGAUGUUGGACUGCCUGCACAGCUUCUGCCUGAACUGUCUAGACAAGCUCAUCAGCAGUCAGCAACCCAGGGCAGACGAGAUUACCUGCCCAGUUUGCAGGCAGGGAACUGCGGUACCAGACACCGGAUUGCAGGGUCUACCCAACUGCUUUUUCCUGAGUUCCCUCGUCGAUGAAUUCAACAAGCAGGAGCAGUUGCUGGGAGACGCGCCAGCGAAUGCUCAAACGUGUGAGGAAUGCGAGGAAGGCUUGGAAGCCAUUUCAAGGUGCUUAGAUUGUGACGGGAACAUCUGCCAGAAAUGUCUUGAUACCCAUCGGAAGAUGAAAUCUACUAAGAAACAUCGGAUCGUCAACUUGAACCAAAGCGGAGCAGAGGUAUUCGUACCUCGGUUGGAUCUUGGGAAGAAGGAUACCCUGAAAUGCAACAAGCACACUACACAUGAACUGUGUUUUUACUGCGAGACAUGCAAAACCUUGGUCUGUGCAAAAUGUGCUGCGUUAGAUCAUCGUACAGCGGAACAUGAUUAUAGAGAGGUUGCAGAUGCUAUAAGAUCGUACCGCCAGGAUGUCGGAAAGAUCCUACAAAGGUUCGAAAACAGCAGAGAGGACUUCAAAGUCGCCGACGAUUCAUUGCUACAUGCCAGGGACAGGUUGAGAAUCAUGGUCGCCCGGGCUUGUAAGGACAUUACCGACAAAGAGGAAGAAGAGAUUGCAAAGAUCAAAAACAAAUCCCGACUUCUUAGAGACAAAGUAGUACAAAUCGGACAAGAACGAGAUAGGAAGUUUGAGGAAGUCCGGAAAAGCAACCGUUACAAGAUGGAACGGGCUGAGCAAAUCGUAGCAACAGUCAACGACUUGAUGCAGCAAGCUGAAGACCUUGAGCUUUUGGACCUCAAACCGAAGGUGAUGCACAACUUAGAGUUCCAGGAGGAAGUCAAACUGGAGCAUGCACAGCAUGAGCUCUCAUUCAUUGGCGUCAAAUGUCAAGAUGUCGUGGCAGAUACAGACCUCGGAGAAGUGAUUCAGGAAGAAAAGUGGCAGUUGCAAGCAGAGUUUGGUGAGGAAGGUCCUGAAGAUGGACAAUUUCAGUUUGCAGCGGGCGUUGCUUGUCUAAGCAACGGUGACAUUGCCGUAACAGAUAUUGAUAAAAAGGAGUGCACGCUUUUUACUUCAACUGGGAAGUACAAAACACGUGUUGGUCGGGAGAAAUUGAAUAAGCCCAUAGGAAUAGCUGUGACAUGUGAUGACCAACUUUUGGUCACCGAUGAGAAGUAUGUAAAGGUGUUCAACUCCAAUUUAGAAUUCCUUCGCCAGUUUGCACCAUCACACCAUGAUACAGGAGAUACCUCAGAGAGUCGUCUUACAGUUAUCGCUGUUGUGAAGAAUCGGAUAGCAGUCACAGACCGCGGAAGACAGCUGGUCUCUCUCCAUCAGCUGGAUGGAUCCUUGAUUACAACUGUUCCAAAUGACUUGGCUCGUGCCGGUUUGGCCGUUGGCAUAAACGAACGCUUGAUCUUCACAAACUUCGUGGAGAGUAAGUUGAUUUGCACCACCCGUACGGAGGAUGAGGUGUUCAAUAUCCAUACUUCGCUUGACGGGCAAGCUGUGACGCCCGUCAGCGUGUGCUGCGAUGAUGCCGGUGACAUCUACAUGAGUGUUUAUUACGAAUCAGAUGAGAGUGGUGGAGUGCACCAUUAUUCACCUGACGGUGUUUUCCUCGGGCGGGUGGCUCGCGGACUUCACUCUCCCUGCGGCCUGACAUUCGCGCCAAGCGGAGACCUCGUGGUGGCAGAUGAGGUCUCGGUCAAGAUCUUCCAGCGGGUGUGA
Molecule: messenger RNA, 1917 nt
Organism: Patiria miniata (bat star)
Lineage: Eukaryota; Metazoa; Echinodermata; Asteroidea; Valvatida; Asterinidae
Product: E3 ubiquitin-protein ligase TRIM71-like
Exons: 1
Coding region: 1-1917 (638 amino acids)
Biological process (GO): positive regulation of DNA-templated transcription
Cellular component (GO): nucleoplasm; chromatin
Molecular function (GO): zinc ion binding; protein binding; ubiquitin-protein transferase activity
Source: RefSeq, a predicted model, not a curated record